Molecule: messenger RNA, 1329 nt
Organism: Lindgomyces ingoldianus
Lineage: Eukaryota; Fungi; Ascomycota; Dothideomycetes; Pleosporales; Lindgomycetaceae
Product: FMN-linked oxidoreductase
Exons: 1
Coding region: 197-1327 (376 amino acids)
Biological process (GO): 'de novo' pyrimidine nucleobase biosynthetic process; pyrimidine nucleotide biosynthetic process
Cellular component (GO): cytoplasm
Molecular function (GO): dihydroorotate dehydrogenase activity
Source: RefSeq, a predicted model, not a curated record
UCACAACGCAGAAGAGCCAAGAGACAAAUCCGCUUGCUUCCAACGCACAGCUAGCAACCUUUUCAGGACCUCUAAAGUAUUGGUGAAGCGGUCUACAGUCCCCCCCCCCACCGUCCAGACUCGAGAUCAGUGUUCAGAUUGGUUGCGUGCUAAUUAGCAGCGGGGAGCUUAUAGAACAGGAUUUACGGUCCUGAAAAUGAAACCCCUCUCCAUCAACCCACCAUUGCUCAAUUCCGCAAAUCCCUGGUGCACUACUCCUGAGCAACUCGAAGAACUCUACACCACUCCCUACACCGGCGCCGUCACGACGCGCACCUCACUCCUCAAUAGCUUCCCCCAUGACGAAGCCGUCCACCAAUUUACCUUCUAUGACCCUACGACCCACAACGCUGCUGUCCCAAACCCAUUGUCAUGCGACAAACCAGACGAGACAGGCAGCUUAAAUACGCUAGGCUAUAGUCCAAUACCAUUGAGGGAUUACUUGGGCUUCAUAAAAACAAUCUCAGAUCGGCAUAGCAAUGGCACAAAAGAGCCCACUUCUCCUACCUCUCCAAUUCCGCGAGCCGGCCCCAAGCCUUUCAUAGUUUCUGUGACCGGCUCUGUUGAAGAAGUUGUAGAAUGCUACAAGCUUAUCAGUGACCACCAACGGACUGUGCGCAUGGUGCUCGCUAUGGAAGUGAACCUAUCCUGUCCCAACAUCCCGGGAUACCCUCCGCCAGCGUACAACUCCACUGCACUGCUCUCUUACCUCUCCGCGCUCAAGCUCGAGGUCUCAAAACAGUUGGGAGAACAUGGACGUCAUAUACAUGUGCCGAUUGGAAUCAAGACACCCCCGUACACGUAUCAAGAUCAGUAUCAGCAGAUGAUUGAUGCUUUAAUAGCGUCGGCGAAAGAGAAGGAGCCGAAGGACUUGCCAUGUCCAAUCUCAUUCAUCACAACGACGAAUACACUAGGUUCUUCACUGCUUUUGACGCCGACGCUGGAAUCUGCGACAUCGCCGCCGACAUCGCCUGGAGGGUCGAAACCAAGGGAGGUAUUUCACCACACGCUAAACUCUGCGACUGGUACUGGCAUUGGGGGUCUUGCGGGUGCUCCUUUGCAUCCAUUGGCAUUAGGAAAUGUAUAUACCAUCAAAGGAAUGUUAUUCCAGCAUAAAGAAUUAGAGCAUAUCCAGAUCAUCGGGGUGGGUGGCGUUGAGGAUGUUGAUGGAUACCAGAGGAUGAGAGCUGUAGGUGCAGCUGCCGUGGGGGUAGGAACGGCACUGGGCAGGAAAGGCGUGAAAGUAUUCGAGGAUAUUGGAGAGGCUUUGCAGCGAAAGGGUCACUGAAG